Molecule: messenger RNA, 1419 nt
Organism: Arxiozyma heterogenica
Lineage: Eukaryota; Fungi; Ascomycota; Saccharomycetes; Saccharomycetales; Saccharomycetaceae
Gene: YPT11
Product: Rab family GTPase YPT11
Exons: 1
Coding region: 1-1419 (472 amino acids)
Biological process (GO): vesicle-mediated transport
Molecular function (GO): GTPase activity; GTP binding
Source: RefSeq, a predicted model, not a curated record
AUGAAGUCAAAUAAGAGACACAGCACUUCAUUCUAUUCAUUGUCUGCUUCUUCGGAUAUAUACUUGUCCAACACGUCAGUUACUUCUCCAAUCAACACGUCCUUGGACACGAUCUCUUUCCACGGCGACUUUCUAACGGAUCUGCCAAACAUUAAAUUAUUAUUAAUUGGUAAUGCAAAUGUCGGCAAGACUGCUAUCAUAUUGAGAUUCUGUGACGAGCUGCCCACUAAAGGACAGUUGCGUCGAUUGAAAACGUCACGGAGUCUCAAGGGCUCAGUUGUUAACCGUUCCCUCAGUUCUUCUUCUUCAACGAAUAACGAACAAAAUGUUAAGCUUCGAGAUAUGAAAAAAGAUAAUAGAAGAAUAGGGUUAAUUGGAGCAGUUCCUGCUGAGGUCUCGUUGCACGGUGGAGGUGUCGAUGAUAAUGUUAUUAGACAUAGACGGAGAAGGAAGGGUUUUGGACUAAUUAAUGAAACUGAGGAGAGAAAACGGUACAGUUCCACGGAUUUUGAUGAAUUCAACAAGAGAAGAUCGCUGAUUUUUACCAAUAAUUAUUCUUCGUUAUUUAAUGAACACUUGAAACAAGAUUCAACGUCCACAACAACAACAACAGCAACAGCAACAGCAUCCAGUAAUGGGUAUAAUUAUAAAUAUGGCUACAACUAUAACGAGGAUGAAGAUGAGGAUGACGAUGAGAUAAUGUUGUACACACAGUCAACGAUUGGUGUAGACAUUAAGACGCGCUUAAUUAAUGUAGACAAUCAGUUUUUUAACUGUACAUUCUGGGACACGGCAGGACAGGAAAGGUACAGAAAUGCGUUGAUUCCAUCACUAUACAAGAAUUGCAAUGGGAUAAUCUUAACGUAUGAUAUUACCAAUUGGCAGUCAUUUCAAGACUGUUUCCAGAUAUGGUUGAUUGAGUCUUUGAAGUAUAUACCGACAGAACAACUGAGACGAUGCAGGAUCUAUUUGAUCGGUAAUAAGAUUGAUCUGUAUCCUGAUAGACAGGUGACACACCAGGAUAUUUUGAAAUCCAUAUAUCAGGUCGAAAAGAAACUGAAUGUUAAGAUUCAUGGAAACUUCGAAGUCACUUGUAAAUGGGGAGGAAUAAUUGAUAAUAUAAUUAAUUCCAUUGUUGCAGAUUUGAUAUCGAACGGAUGCUAUCAAGAUGUUAGAGGUGUCCAAAAUGAUGAUAUAGAUUAUUUUAACAGUGACCACAGGAAGAAAAUAUUAUGUGAUGACAGUGAUGAAGAGGAAGAUAUAGAAAUGGUAAAAGUCAAAGAUGAUUCGUUUCAUUCAACUCUCAGUGAUAACAAUAAUAGUCAUCAGUGUAAGGAUAAACCAACCACAAGUGUUAUUGAUAUAACGAAAACCAAAGAGACUGAAACUGCACAGCCUGCAUAUUCCUGCUGUAUGUAA